UUUACUAUUGUGUGUCCUUACUACUGUAGACUGGCUGGUUAUAUGUUGGGUGUCCAUGUUGGGUAACAGGUAGGAUUAGGCCUGUAGGGAUGCAGUGUUUUAAGGAGCGGUGUCCUCACACAGAAGGACACAGCUGGUGUGUCUGUGAGUCAGAGGGAGGAGUUUUGACCUAAUCGAGGGUAAAGAGGAAAAGGAAGUUAUCCUCUGCAGAGACAGUCGUGAACUCAGCCUCAUUCCUUUUUACUAGUGUUUGUGAGCGUUGUCAGUUUCACAAUGAUGAAAGUCUGUGUGUGGACCGUGUGUCUGUUUACUGCUCUGACUGUCGGGGUGAAGAGUCUCAGACAAACAGGAUACGUUGGGCAAAAUGUAACAUUCCAGUGCUCAGACUGGGAGGGUUACACUUGGAGUGAUGUAACAUCUUACGUUAAGUACAUUAGUACAGAGAACAAGCAUGAGAUCAUGAGAGUAAAACCUGGAGACAUUAAUCAAAAGGACAGAAUAUCUUUAUACAACAAUGGAGGAACUUUGUCUGUGACCUUCACUGAUGUCCAGAAGUCAGACUCUGGGACUUAUUACUGUGGACUGGAUAGGUGGGGACAUGACAUAUAUAUACAGGUGAUCCUUCACGUUAUAGAUGUGACUCCUGGUCCACAGACAACAGUUAGAACAGUCAGUGUGUGGUCAAGCUCCACUGUGUUUUCAAACAGCAAAAAUAUUACUUCAGAUAUUUCACCAUUGUUCACCACACGUCAGUCAACAGCAGCUGCUGCAUCAGAAGCACAUGGCGAUGAAGGGAAUGGAACAGGAAGUGUCCUGUACUUGAUCAUUGGUUUCACUGUUGUAAUAACUACACUGGUUCUUCUAUUGUGUCUAAUGAUGAAGAUAAAGAAAGAGAGAAAGAAAAAGGUGUCUAAGUCUGGUUCACCAGAAGCCGUCGUACAACAGGAUGCCGACUAUGCUGAAAUCAGACAUGAAGACCACACUGAGAGGGUGUCUGCUGCUGACGUUCACCCAGAGACGCUCUAUGCAAAUUAUUCCAGCCAACAGGACACAGCACAGCAGGGCAGGGCUUCACACGAUGCUUCUGCUUCUAGUUCACACGUCAGACACACAGAUUCCCAGUUUGAAUGUCUUUACACUGUCGCUCAACUUCCUGAAGAGCGGCCUGAGUGUGAAUCUGCAACAAAUGACUAAAGAUGCAUCAUCUAUCUUACAAAAAGAAGAGCACGCUGUGGUGUUUCUCCACUGUGGUCACACGAGGCCUGUGGUUUUAGGGCGAAGCUGAUUUAGCAGGAAACCGACUGGCUCUUGCAGGUAUCGAUUUGGUGCAUGUGUGUUCAUGUCAUUAUAAUGUUGUAGUUAUAAGCUGUGAACAUCAUGCAUCUACCUAAGGUGUUAGUGACUGGCUUCCUGUUCUGAGCAGCUAGUGAACACACUUCCCUAAAAUGACAGCCUGGUCCAUAGCUGUCAUAGUUUCACAACUCACAUUAGAUCUAAAUGGACAUUUGCUUCCGCCAAAUAUUUUCAUGCAUUCAUGAAUUUUUUUUCAUAUAAACAUAUAUAUAAAUAAUAUAAACAGCGUGAUGGUAUUGUGGAGAAUGUAAUUACAACCCAGUUGUGGUUUCUGACCAUAUCUUCAUCACAUUUUUCAACACAGACUACACAACCUCAUAACUUUGUUAAUAUGCUCUUUGGUAUCACCUGUCUGGGUUUUUUUGUAAUUGUUGCAUUUGCUUGACUUCCAUUAUGGAUCAGAUGUAAUUUGUGGACAUGCUCAGGUCCCCAGUCCUUCACACCUCAGUGCCACUACUUCGGACUCUUAAAGCCACUACCACUGCCAUUUCCUGUUUUAUUUUGUAUGCAUUUCUGGUUUCUGCUCCACCAUGUUUAGCUCCUGCUUCCUAUUUAGCUUCCAGUAUUCACCUUGUUCCUCUGCCAGAUUCUUUGCUCACAUACCUGUGUCAACUCUCCAGCGUCCUGUUUCCUGUGAGUCUCACCAGUUUACCGAAUCUAGUUUUGUUCCUGACCUUGCCUAGUCUCCUCCCUCGGUUCUGGGGUUUUGGAUUUUUCCUUAUUUUGUGACCUCUGCUGGAUAUUGACCACCGUUUUGCAUGAUUCCUGUCUGUACUGGUGCUUUCAUUAAGUCCCCACAAACCGAGACCUGUGUGUGCUGUGCGUUUGGGUCCUUCGCCUUGCUGCCUCGUGACAGUACAAUCUGGCUUAACUUGGACCCAGCCAUGGAUUUUCCCUGGUCGGAGCUAACAGAACUUAAACUUGUGCUUCAGAAGGCUUCUGAAGGUCGUUGCAGAGCCCCCGAUACUUGGUUGAGUUCGGUGAAUAUUCUUAUGGACAUGCUCACGUCGGAGCCCUGUGGCUUGACAACCCCAGAGAGAAGAAGCUCCUCAGCUUGAGCACGGUACACAAGGAGCUGGAGUCUAUCAAGGUCCCCGCUCUCUUUUGGUUCAAGCCUCAGUUCUUGGCUUCAUGUCCUUCCACUCGCCAAAACUCCACUCCAGCCCCAUCUCGCUCCCCAGUUCCUGCUUUGACAGCGACGUCAGAGCCGACCCCAGACCUUGUUGAAAUGCUGACAACGCGCCUGUUCUCAGCCUUUGCUCCAGCUCUAGUGUCUGCUGCUCAGCCCUCUAAACCACGUCCUACUGCUUCAUUCCCAGUGACCAAGCCGUGCUCUCCCAGUUCUCCAGUCCCCUGCACCCUCACCACAGUCGUAGCUUUUUCCAGCAGUACUAUGGAAUGGCUUCGACUCCAUUGCUCAUCACCAGUGCGGUACAGAUUGACGGAGCUCCUAGAAGCCACCACCUCUGCAACCGACCCCCGUGUCAGGAGGGACACCUACAGGGAGGCGGUGGCACUUAUCCAAAGGACUCCUGGGCUUAGUGAACCAAUGGAAUACACAGAACUACAGCCCACUCCAGUCACAGAAGCGCAGCCCACUCCUGCAUCAACCACUUUGUCUCAGCCUGCAUCAGCCAUUGUGUCCCAGUGCAAUCCUCAUGUCCUGCUUAUGUUCCAGCUCAUCGUACCCAAUCUGCUAAAGCAUCUGUUGUGCACCCACAUAGUGAACACAGCAUGAACAUACACCAUGAUAACAUCGCUCCAGAAGACAUGCAGCAAGACAGUAACAGACUAUAUCAUUAGGGCAGAAGCCGCCAUUAUGGCGCUGCGGAACGCAGGUGAAACUUUAGGAAAUUGUCUGCUCAUUGCUUCUAUUUUGAAAAGACUGCCUGAAAAUUUUAAACCAUUCAUAUUACAUGCUGCACAUAAUGAGGACAAUAGAACAUUUGCAGAGUUCAAAACAAAGCUGUGUAGUUUUGAGGCUACAGAGAAGCUAACCACUGCAGAGUCAAGAGACAAUGUGAUGAAGACAUGAAGGGGUGUGUGUGUGGGUGUGUGUGUGUGUG
Messenger RNA from Betta splendens (Siamese fighting fish), 3419 nucleotides. RefSeq names its product CMRF35-like molecule 1. The coding region runs from base 274 to 1194 and encodes 306 amino acids. The record is from RefSeq and is a predicted model, not a curated record. The transcript has 6 exons. Lineage: Eukaryota; Metazoa; Chordata; Actinopteri; Anabantiformes; Osphronemidae.